Cloeon dipterum is the source of this 5451-nucleotide messenger RNA. It is a transcript of the gene CaMKI, whose product is annotated as Calcium/calmodulin-dependent protein kinase I. The transcript is spliced from 11 exons. Gene Ontology annotation, biological process: protein phosphorylation. The record is from RefSeq and is a predicted model, not a curated record. Gene Ontology annotation, molecular function: calmodulin binding; ATP binding; calcium/calmodulin-dependent protein kinase activity. Lineage: Eukaryota; Metazoa; Arthropoda; Insecta; Ephemeroptera; Baetidae. The coding region runs from base 237 to 1466 and encodes 409 amino acids.
GAGCUUAGCGUUCGCGCAGGCACGAACGAGCCAGCGAGCCGUGCGAGUGAACAGAGCAGAGCAAGGCUUGAAGGCUGUCAAGCACACAGAAAGAGACAAACGGACCAAACGCGCGUCCCAACCUCCGACGGGCGGUGCGGAGAAACGCGAGUUCGCACCAAACAAUCAGCGGCCCUCUGGCCGGGCCGGAGGCGGCGGCAGUGGACAGCGUCCGAACAGCCUGACCGGACGUCAGGAUGCCACUGUUCGGCGGCAAGAAGGAUGCCACCAAGAAGCGCAAGGACGCCAAGGACGCCGAGAAAGUGCCCUCGGUCGAGGACAAGUACCACCUCAAGGAGCUGCUCGGCACGGGAGCCUUCUCGGAGGUGCGUCUGGCCGAGAGCAAAGAGAGGCCUGGUCAAAUGUUUGCCGUCAAAAUCAUCGACAAGAAGGCCCUGAAGGGCAAGGAGGACUCGCUGGAGAACGAAAUCAAAGUGCUCAGGAGGUUCAGUGAAAAUCGGGGCGGUGCUGAUGGUGAAGACGAUGGUCCACGACUGAAGCAUCCAAACAUCGUCCAGCUUCUCGAGACGUUCGAAGACAAGCACAAGGUGUACCUGGUCAUGGAAUUGGUUACUGGCGGAGAGCUGUUUGAUCGCAUAGUGGAGAAAGGUUCAUACACAGAAAAAGACGCUUCGGACUUGAUCAGACAGGUGCUGGAAGCUGUCGACUACAUGCACGUUCAGGGCGUAGUCCACAGGGACCUCAAGCCGGAGAACCUGUUGUACUACAGCCCGGACGAGGACAGCAAAAUCAUGAUCAGCGACUUUGGCCUGUCCAAAAUGGAAGACUCGGGAAUAAUGGCGACGGCGUGCGGAACGCCUGGCUACGUUGCGCCCGAGGUCUUAGCACAAAAACCCUACGGCAAGGCGGUCGACGUGUGGAGUAUAGGGGUCAUUUCUUACAUCCUCCUCUGCGGAUACCCUCCCUUCUACGACGAGAACGACGCCAACCUGUUCGCCCAGAUUUUGAAAGGUGACUUUGAGUUCGACUCACCUUACUGGGACGAGAUCAGCGAGUCGGCCAAGGAUUUCAUCCGGCAACUCAUGUGCGUUGACGUCGAGAAGAGGUACACCUGCAAACAAGCUCUUGGCCAUCCAUGGAUAUCGGGCAACGCCGCUAGCAAUAAGAACAUCCACGGAACUGUUUCCGAACAGCUGAAGAAGAACUUCGCCAAGUCCAGAUGGAAGCAACUAAUGCAUGCAAUAGCCAUGGUGCACAAGAUGCAGAGGCUGGCACUGAGCAGUUCGGCCAGCAUGGACGUGGACGAGCCGCCGGCAGGCUGCCACAAGUGUACAACAAUCCAGGAAGAGGCUGAGGAGGACGAAGCAAGCGUAUCACGCGACCACGGUCAUAAGACAGAUGCAGCGCAUGGCCCUCGGCAACAGCUCGUCCGGCCCAAACAAGAGCCCUGUGCCAGUCCGCAGUAGCCCCGCGGCGGCGUCCCCCGGCGCCAAGGGGGCGGCCACCAACGGCGCCGCGGCCAAGAAGUGAGCUCUGCUUGUGAUCACGAAGACGAGAGAAUGGCGUCGAAUAAUUAAUUUUCCAAAAUAGAUAAAGAUGCGAGGAUACAUUAAAAAUAACAAACACACUUGAUGAGAAAGAUUGUCACUGGUUACGUAAAAUACAUAAAAUAUAAUUGCAUGAGGAAUUUGUACUUUCGAGUGACGUGUGGACGAGCAGAAGUGAUUCGUUCAUUUUUUUUUGUCUGUGAAAGCGAGCCGCUUUUUAUUUUGUGGCGAAAAUGGCUGAUUUAGUUCCGACUUCUUACAAAAUCAGUUGUGUUAAAUUUUUUUUAAAAAUAUUUCUGGUUUUUUAAAGAGAUGUGCAAAAAUUGUUUUCUACCUAGCACACAAAUGUAAAAUUUGUAGCAAAAAUUGGUAUCAAUCAAAUAUUCUGGAGGCUUGUUUAAUCAGCGGGGGCCAGGUGUGCGAUAAAAUUGGCUCGUACUGCGCAGAUCCAAGAUGGCGUGAAUGUGGGAAGCAAAAAGCUCUCUUUGGAUUGCCGUACGAAGUGUCAAGAGUUUGUUUUUACGAUCCAAAAGACAAAAUUAGAGCAAAUUAUGUCACAAUAUUGACGAAAACUUGGUUCUUUUCGCGCAUUUUCUCGUAACCGUUUUUUCGCGCCAUACUCCACCGGACGCCAUAUCUGCGCGUCGCAAAAAUCUGGGCCCCGCUGUAUUUAAUAUUGAAAAAGGGGAUCGGUUCCCCAAAAUUUAAAAAGAGGCGUGACAGCCGCAAAGAAAUUAAAAUCAUUUUAAUUUUUUACAUCUUAACUCGUUUUUCUGAUAAUUUUAAUGAAGCAAAUUGAGCAAUGGUUCAUUUUUGGAGAACACAGAAAAUUAAAAAUUUUCCUUUUGUAGGUUUCUUUUGGGCUCUGUAACUUUAGGUCCACUUGUUCUGAAGGCUUAUAGGUUUAAAAAGAGAGAUUUACUCCCAAGGAAUUUAAAAAGGGGGCGUGACUACCGCGGGGAAAUCAAAAUUAUUAUCAUUUUCUGUCACUUAAAGUCGAUAUAAUCUUCAGUAAAACCAUUAAAAUGGGUUAAUUCGUCAUUAAAAAAUCUCUGUCUUUGAAUUAAUCGAUUUUUUAUUCCUUCAGAAUACCAAAGACUGGAAACGUCCGAUCAUCUAAUUAUUGGCGGGAAAAUUUUUCGCACAUCUCCCUUUCAAUUUUUUUUUAUUUUAUUUUUUUUAAUUUCAUUGAGUUUGUUUGAAGCCAGCUCUCUAUAGCACAUGUUCGUGAGGGGCAGGAGUAAAAUAUAUAGCGUAUGAAUAUGUUGUUAAUUCACUAACUUCAAACGUGAUCGACACACACACACAUAUGGAAUAAUUGUAUGAUUUAUUGCUCAAACACACUGUCUUGCUAGUUACCGAGAAAGUCGUGUAAAAAAAAUGAGGAUGUGCGUAGAAGAAGCGUGACUAAAAAGUUUUACUAUCGGUGUUUGUUCAUUUUCGAAUCGUACGCAUAUCAAUCAACUCUGUCUCAGUCUCUCCUCUAGACGAAAUUUCUCUCUUUGCCGCGAAACACUCCUUUUAGCACUGUUUCUCAACCACCUGGAAAAAUGGACAUUGUGAUAUUUGAUUGCUGUUGCUUGUAAAAACAAAACAAAACGAAAAAAAUGAAAAACACUAACACACUAAACGGAAUGGGAAGAGUGAUUCUCGCGUUUGAGCGCUGGCCGAGUGCUGUUUAUAUAUAUUUUUUAUCAUCAAAGUCUCCUCAUUUCCACACAUUCGAGCCAGAGAACAAAAGGCUCUGCUGUUCAUUCACAGGCCGAAAUUAAUUAAUUAAUAUGUUUAUAUUUAUUUGCUAUAUUUUAAAAGAAGUUUGUUGAUUUAUUUUCAAAUGUUUGUUGUAGCGUUUAAGAUGAAUAAUGGGCUCUCUAUACUUAAUUUUUUAACUCAGAUCUGCGUUUAUUUAUUUGCCUGUCGGGGAGUAAGUGCGAUUCGAUUUCCCGAUUUUUGAUCGCGAUCACUCUUCUCUCUAGUUCGAUAGCCUAUACAAAAUAUUAUCCAGCCUGUUCUUUCUCAUCUCUACAAGUUAAACGAGACGACGACGCGAUGGUAAAAAUUAAUUACAUGAUAAUCCACACACGUAAAAUUAUAUUGGACAAGCAAGCGAAAUCCCUAAGUGUUGCAUACGAUUUAAUGGAGACAAUUGUAAAUAUCGUUAUUAAUACGGUUAAAUGAAUAUGUAGCUGAGACGAACAAUUGACAGAAAAGAAAAACUAUAUUGAUGUGCCACCUGCGGCACAUCUUUUAAUGUGAUACUUUCUAUCUAUACACACUCCAUAAAAUGUGCUGUUCUUGAGUGCUCUCUCUCUUUUUCUCUUUCUCUCGUACCGGGUUUUACAAGGAAGCCCAUGCAUUUUUCGCGUGAAAUGUGUAAAUCACCAGCAGGCAAAUCUUUUUAACGAGACAAAUCGGUUGUUGGUCAUUUAAUAUUUUCUAAAACGCCACUUGAAGUUGGCUUGGGUCUAGAAAUAUUAUCUAGUUUAAAAAAUUAUAUUAAAACUCGAGCAUAUUCCUAAAGCUGACUAAAUUAGCCUCAUUAUUUUUACAAUUAAUUUUAAAACUGUUUGGCUAUUUUUAAGUUCCACUUAACAAUCGUAAAAAAAUCUAUAAAAUACAAAAUGUCGAUCGAUUUGUCUCAACAAGGAGAAUCUGCAUGCCAAUUUUAAUUUUAAUUGACCAGUUGCAUAAACCCUCAGUGUUCGAAGCUGCCAACAGAUGGCGCCACGGAAUACUUUCGAAAUAAAUUUAUUUUUAAUUAACUUCCGCUGCGAUUUCAGACUAAAUCCUGCUACUGUGCAUUCUUCACUUAAUUUCCUUUCUUUUGACGUGCUGAAAACCAAAAUCAGUCCAGCCAUUCGCCGUAGAAACGUCGGAAAAGAUUUUUUAUUUCGAGAGAAAUAGUUUUUCACGAUUCUACGGCGAUUGACUUAACCGAUUUUGGUUUUCAGCACGUCAAAAGAAAGCAUAUUAAGUGAAGAAUGCACAGUGGCAGGAUUAAGUCUGAAAUCAAAGCGGAAGUUCAUUAAAAUUAAAUUUAUUACGAAAGUCUUCGGUGGCGCCAUCUGUUGGCGGCUUUGAACACUAAUGGUUUUGCAACUGGUGAAUUUUCCAUUAAAAAAUACGUAGAAAUUCCGACAAAACCUUCGUAACUCUGCUAAAAUUUUCAUGUGAUGCAAAAAAAAUGCUUUUAAAUUCGCAAAUCAUGCGUGGGUUCUCCUUGUUAGGUUAGCCUUCCCGAAUUUCCGGAAUUUGUGUUUUUGCCACUAUCUGAUUUGCCUUGUUUUUCUAUAAAAGCUUUCUCUAUGGCGUGCGUGUAUAGUUGAAACUGGGAUAUAAUUAUAUUGUACAUAUUUUGAGCUAAAAUCGAGCCAGCCAGCCAUUCCUCUCUGUCUUGUUAGCGAUUUAUUGAUUGUUGAAGUUUUCCGCCUUGUGGAAAUAUUUUCUUAAACAUUUGUCGUCUUGAUGAACAAACAAACAAAGAAACAAACAAACAAACAAACUAAUAAAAAUGAGGUUUUGUGAACAAAAUUUUGUAACAAUCUUGCAGUAUAUGCUCAGGUUUUGUGUCCAGCCGUGCAAAAGCAGCGCUACUUUAUCGUUCACUGUUGAAUUUAUUGUUUUUCUAACGCGUCAAGUGAAAAAUUCUACCAAUUUCUUAUUGAAUUAAUACACCGCAAAGAGUCUAUAAUGGAUGUGUUUACUUAAAUAUAUCAACUGAGGAAGCAUACCCCGUCUCGACAGGCGUAAAAUACAUUACACACCGCCGCCGCGCGAGUUAGCUUAAAAUACCAUUAAAUUAAACUGUGUAUAACCACCAGCCUGUAGAAGAACAAGCAAAACUGUUGAAUUCUGAGCGAUACUACUCAUCUACUGACUAAAUAAAAUUUUUACUUCAAAAACA